This is a messenger RNA of Amphibalanus amphitrite, 2398 nucleotides long. Its product is annotated as gamma-tubulin complex component 4-like. Gene Ontology annotation, biological process: mitotic cell cycle; cytoplasmic microtubule organization; microtubule nucleation. Gene Ontology annotation, molecular function: microtubule minus-end binding; gamma-tubulin binding. The record is from RefSeq and is a predicted model, not a curated record. Gene Ontology annotation, cellular component: centrosome; gamma-tubulin complex; spindle pole. NCBI's taxonomy places the organism in Eukaryota, Metazoa, Arthropoda, Thecostraca, Balanomorpha, Balanidae. The transcript has 3 exons. Bases 195 to 2000 code for a protein of 601 amino acids.
GCUUCACGGAUAGAACAGCAAAUUACCGCAGAUUACCUAGGUACUUGUGCUCGUAUAGGCGGCCGUGGUUGGUUAUAUAAAAGUAAAUUUGAACUUGCUGGGUACCAGUGAUCUGGAUUUUCUACCAAGAAGUGAAUUGAGUCAAAUCACAAACAGCAAGUGAUCCAGGAAGAGCACUAGAUCAAGCUGCAGGAAUGCUUCAUGAGCUUCUGCUGGCCCUGGAGGGCUGCCCAGGAAGCCUGUUUACGCUGAAGGAGGACGACUCUAUCCUGGUCGAUGGCUCCCUGCCAUUCUUCAACCCGAGCGAGCGCAGCCUGCUCAAUGAGCUCUGCUCUCUGGGCACCUGGUACCGACACGUGCGGACCUUCAUCGAGCGUCAGCAGGCGGCCGAUGAGAGUCCUGGCCAGUAUGUGCGCGCGCUGUGCGGCGCGCUCGACCAGGCCACCGCCGACUACGAGGCCUGCCUGCAGCGGCUCGAGGAGGAUCUGCUGGCCGACCCGGACCUGGGACUCGCCUACGUGUACCACGCCGUGCAGCCGCACGCCGGCCUGCUGCGCGCGCUGUCGCAGCUGCUGGCCGAGCUGACCCGUCUCGGCGCCACUGGCUGCCGGGUGCUGGACGUGCUGCAGCGGCACACGGCGGCGGCGGUGGGCGACGAGCGCCGCCACCUGCAGCGCGUGCUGCAGCGCUGUCACCGCGUGCUGCUGGCACAGCUGUCCGCCUGGCUGCUCUACGGGCUGCUCUCGGACGCCGGCGGCGAGUUCUUUCUGCGAGAGCGGAGUGUUAGCGAGACGGACGGCGCGGCGCUGGGCCGACUGGCGCGCGCCGCGGCCGCCGCCGAGCGCCAGCAGACGCCGCUGGUGGAGUUUGAACUCGACCCGGAGCUGCUGCCCUCCUAUCUCCCACUGAGGCUGUGUCAGAGCGUGCUGUUUGUCGGCAACUCGAUCCAGAUGUGCCGCCAGAGGGUGGAGCAGCGAGUCGAGGGGGCGGCCGGCGUGCCCCUCUCGGGUAUCGUUAGUGGACACGAGAGCCAGUUCGCUGCCGAGUUCGAGGCACUCUCCGCCGAGCCGACUCUGUCGCCGCUGCGCCUGGAGAGACUCGUCAAUCGCAUCAAGACGCUGGUCGCCAAGCAUCUGUGGAAGGUGAUUGUAGUGGAAGCCGGCCUCAGCCAGCACCUGAGUGUGAUGAAGGACUUCUUCCUCAUGGGGCGCGGAACGCUCUACCAAGAGCUGUUCAUCGAGUGCGACCCGCUGCUGCGUGCGCCGCCCAAGGCGCACAUUGAGACAGACAUUAACGAGGCGUUCGCGGUGGCGUGCGGACGGGUCGGCCUGGAGGACGACUCUGUGCUGGAGAGCCUGUACCUGACGCUGGCUCCGGGCCCCGAGGGCGCAUCGGGCUGGGACCGGCUGAGGAUCAACUACGCCGUCCGGUGGCCGUUGCACCUGCUGUACACGCCGACAGUGUUGGCCGGCUACAACGACAUCUUCAGCUUCCUGCUGCUGGUCAAACGGACCCAGCUGAUGCUGGAGCGACUGUGGGCCGACCAGAUGGACCAGAAGAGCGGCGGUGGUGCCGGCCGGAUGGCCACCCACCAGCUGCGUGCGCACAUGUCUUUUUUGGUCAACAACCUGCAGUACUACCUACACGUGGACGUGCUGGAGUCAGAGCACAGCCGACUUCAGGCAGCCGUCGCCGCUGCGGAGGACUACGAGCAGCUGCGGCACGCGCACGACUGUUUCCUGACGGCCGUCAGUAGCCAGUGUUUCCUGCAGUCGGCGCCGGUCAGCGAGUGUCUGCGUGACCUGCUGACUGCCUGCCAGGAGCUCUGUCUGGCCAUCCCCGAGGGCCGCGAGUUGGCGCCGCUCCAACAGCGGCUGCAGCUCAAGUCGCAGCUGCUCUUCAGAAUCCUGAGCAGCCUCAAGGACCAGCGGGCGGGCAGCCAUCUCUCCCGUCUCCUGCUGAGGAUAGACUUCAACCAGUUCGUCAGUCGCGGCAUCUAGUGUCAACUGGAUGUGAUCGCGCUGGAUUCCACGCCACGUUUUGAUUACGUCAGUGGUCCGUGAUAAUGUGAUAUGCGGCGGCCAAGAAUGACGGACAGUGGCGUAUCGCCAGAAGCGCUUCCUUGGCGGAGAGCUCAGAGCAGUGAUGCUUGUUGUCUGCACCAUGGCUGGCGUGAGAUCUUUCGCUCUUUUCCGUGAAGCCGGUACGUGAACCUUUGCCACAGUGUACAAGUAGUGCUGAUAGCAUGAGGUCAACCUCCUCUAACUUCGCUAAGCUAAUGAGGGACCUAAGAUGUAGUAAUGCUGCUGCUCAUAAUGCAUUCCGUGAUUGAUUUGUCAUGACAUGUAUGUGUACUCGCAUUGGUUGUGCUAAUAAUGUAACAUUUGUUUCUGCUAUC